UUCUGGCUUGCCUAUAGACUAUAGUCCACAUCUUCUUCUGGCCAAGAAUUAUAGACAAGGACCGAGGACUGUGGGUAUCUGCUUCUUCCUGAUGGCAAUGGCGACUCACUUAAUCGCAUUCCGGAAGCCGCAGAUGAUGCAACAUCAGAUCGUGUGCAGAAAGAAGGAGAAAGGUCGAGAUCAGAAUUAUCCCUAUAAAGUCAUCGAAGUUACUCCUCCUCCUAAAAGCCUUGGCGUUCGCUGCUUCCCUCCUAACUUGCAAUGUGGAGAUGGUGUGACAAUUGAAGGGCAAAAUUACACAAUCUCAGCAGUAACUCACAGGUAUCAGCUUCGAAAAGGUAAAUAUGAACCUUUUGAGAAGAGGCUUGAUGUUCUCUCCACUGGAAGAUACAUAUUGAAUUUAUAUCUUGAAAAUUUAUUAGAACAAUCUUAAAGAAACAAAUCAAGUAGAUUAAAAUGUAAAUCCGACUUUUAGGUCAAAUAAGAGAAAUGUACAACUUUUACUACUCAUGAUGCUAUCG
Lactuca virosa is the source of this 521-nucleotide messenger RNA. The record is from the annotation of a GenBank genome assembly. Lineage: Eukaryota; Viridiplantae; Streptophyta; Magnoliopsida; Asterales; Asteraceae.